Rosa rugosa (rugosa rose) is the source of this 546-nucleotide messenger RNA. RefSeq names its product mitochondrial fission 1 protein A-like. Lineage: Eukaryota; Viridiplantae; Streptophyta; Magnoliopsida; Rosales; Rosaceae. Gene Ontology annotation, cellular component: mitochondrial outer membrane; peroxisomal membrane. Gene Ontology annotation, biological process: peroxisome fission; autophagy of mitochondrion; mitochondrial fission. The record is from RefSeq and is a predicted model, not a curated record. Gene Ontology annotation, molecular function: protein binding. The transcript has a single exon. Bases 1 to 546 code for a protein of 181 amino acids.
AUGAAAGAGAUGAUGAACAACAUUUUUGACUCCGUCAGUUCCUUGUUUGGCUCCGGAGAAGACCAUAUACCAUGGUGCAAUCGAGACAUCAUCCAUAGGUGUGAGAUAGAAGUUGGAGAGGCAGUGAACAAAGGUGAGUCGACAGAGGAGCGCAAGAGCAAAAGCAUAAUGAGGUUAUCAUGGGCACUUGUUCACUCAAUGCAACGUGAAGAUGUGCAACGUGGAAUUGACAUGCUACUACAAGCAACUAAUAAUUCAAUGGCCAAAAGUACUAACUCCCCUUUGGAUCAACGAGAGAUGCUUUACCUUAUGGCCGUUGGAUACUACAGAAGUGGUGAAUAUUCAACUAGCCGGCGUCUUCUGAAUCGGUGCUUAGGGAUUGAACCAAAAUGGAGACGGGCUCUGAGUCUGAAGAAGACAGUUGAGGAUCGAAUUGUGAAAGAUGGCGUCAUUGGAAUAGGAAUUACUGCUGGUGCUAUUAUAGCAGCAGGUGGGAUUGUAGCUACAUGCCUUGGCUACCAGGCAGCGCCACUGUCCCAAUCGUAG